AUGGCACCGGUGAUUAACGGACGUGUCCUCUUCAACUCCAUCCCCGAAGGUACUUCCAUCUCCUACCCCCCCCCCCCACACACCCACCAUGUGGUUUACCUGAUCCCCAGGUUUCCCGUCCCCAGCGAGACGGUCGUCUACGACACCUCCGAGACUAUCGACCCAGACGGCGGCUUCCUGCUGAAGACCCUCGAGCUGUCCAUCGACCCAUACUUGCGCGGUCGGAUGCGGGACUCGAAGGUCGCGUCGUACCUCCCGGCGUUCGAAGUGGGCGAACCGUUGGUGAGCCACGGAGUCGGUGUCGUCCUCAGGUCCGAAUACCCCGGGAUCAAGCCCGGGGACCACCUCUACGACGGGGUCGAACACAAAGAGUACACGAUCCGCAAAGACCUGAACCACCUCUCCGUCAUCGAGAACCCAUACAACAUCCCCUGGUCAGCCUUCAUCGGCGUGCUAGUGAUAUAUUUACGCAUGACUGCGUAUAUGGGAUGGAAGGAAAACUCCCGCGCGAAGAAGGGCGAAGUCGCGUUCAUCACCACCGGUGCUGGCCCCGUCGGCUCCCUCGUCAUCCAACUCGCCAAAGCCGACGGCCUAAAAGUCAUCGCCUCAGCCGGGUCCGACGCCAAGAAGACCACCAGUGUACCCGAAGUGUUGGCGAAGGAAGGCCCGAUUGAUAUAUAUUGGGAUAAUGUCGGCGGGAAGACGCUCGAAGCUGCGCUUGAUAAUGCGAAUAUCCGCGCUCGGUUCAUCGAAUGCGGCAUGAUCACAGGGUACAACACGGGCUACGAGCCCAUCCGCAACCUCGGCCUAAUCAUCGGAAAAACCAUCAGCAUGAACGGCUUCCUCGUCUCGCACCUCGAGCCCACCUACAUCGACCAAUUCUACAGAGAGCUCACGCCGAAAGUCGCCAGCGGGGAGAUCAAGUACCGGGAGCAUGUAUAUAGCGGCCUCGAGAGCGUCGGAGAGGCGAUAUUGGCUGUGCAGAAGGGCGAGAAUAGGGCGAAGGCGGUGGUUCAUGUUGCGGACGACUAG
This is a messenger RNA of Cyclocybe aegerita, 1032 nucleotides long. The record is from the annotation of a GenBank genome assembly. Lineage: Eukaryota; Fungi; Basidiomycota; Agaricomycetes; Agaricales; Hemipholiotaceae.